Molecule: messenger RNA, 3130 nt
Organism: Musa acuminata subsp. malaccensis (wild Malaysian banana)
Lineage: Eukaryota; Viridiplantae; Streptophyta; Magnoliopsida; Zingiberales; Musaceae
Product: phosphoinositide phosphatase SAC3
Biological process (GO): phosphatidylinositol dephosphorylation
Cellular component (GO): intracellular membrane-bounded organelle
Molecular function (GO): phosphatidylinositol-3,5-bisphosphate 5-phosphatase activity
Source: RefSeq, a predicted model, not a curated record
AUCUUAAAUGAAAUCUAUAAAGGCGUCGAUGUGUUCGUGUUUGCUGAUUAGAUUCUUUCGCCGCCUCAUCGUUGUGUUCUUUGCCGUUUGGCUCUUCUUCUUUCUUUUCUUCCAAUCAGCAAACGCAGGAGAAACCUGUAGAAUUUCUCGUGAUUUGGUUCUCCGCCGCAUCUGUUGCCGCGUACACCCUCGAAGAUCGAUCUUUGUUGGUGAUCUUAUCGUGUUCUGUUGUUUUUCCUGCCCUUCUCUUUGUGUUUUCUUCCUCUGGUUUCGUAAAGAAAAGAGACCGGUUUCCGGGAGCCGUGAGUGGCGGCCAAGAGGGAAAGCGAGAGGAAGAGGAUGCUGUAUUUGAAGCAGCCAUGGAGGAACCUGGAGCUGCGGCGGCGGACGCCCUGACCUCAGGGGCUUCGGAUGUCCAAGUGAUGUCGUCCGAUCCCGGGGCGCGGGCUCCGGACGGAAUGGCAGCAGAUGGAGGAGCCGUGGCUCGGAACAACGACGAGCCCAACGACGCCAGCUUCUACCUGCACGUCUUCGAGCUAUACGAGACUCAAUCUAACUUUUAUAUGAUCAGAAAGAACAGAACAUCAUGGAGACUGUUAAAGAUUGGCAGGUUGAGAGCUUCAGAACUUAAUAUCUGUCAGGAGUCCACCACAUACACUGAAAGUGAAUGUAAAGAGUUGCUAAAUCGAAUACAUGAAGAAAACAAGUCGACUGGCGGACUAAAGUUUGUCACCGACUGCUAUGGCAUUGUUGGAUUUGUAAAGUUUCUGGGGCCUUACUACAUGCUCCUUAUAACUGAAAGGGAGGAAAUUGGAGCUAUACUUGGUCACACGAUCUAUGCUAUCACCAAGAGCAAAAUCAUCGCACUACCAAAUUCAAGUGUCCAAUCUAAUAUGGCCAAUUCUAGAGAAGAGCGCAGAUACAAGAAGCUCUUUUGUACAGUGGACAUCACGCAAGGUUUCUUUUUUAGCUACUCAUAUAGCAUCAUGCAAAGCUUACAGAAGAAUAUGUGCGAGGGAAAAACAGGGCAGUUGUUGUAUGAAUCCAUGUUUAUAUGGAAUGAAUUCUUGACCCGUGAAAUUCAUAGCCAUCUGAAAAGUACUUUAUGGACAGUAUAUUUAGUAUAUGGUUUCUUUAAGCAGGUGAAACUUUCAACUCAUGGAAAAGAUUUUUGGUUGACUCUAAUUGCUAGGCGCUCACAACACUGUGCUGGGACCAGGUAUCUCAAGCGUGGUGUUGAUGAAGAUGGUAAUGUGGCAAAUGAUGUUGAGACUGAACAAAUUAUCUUUGAAGACAUUCCUGGAGAAAUUCCAACAUGUUUUAGUUCUAUAGUCCAGAAUAGGGGUUCUAUACCUCUUUUUUGGUCUCAAGAAACCUCAAAACUUAAUCUGAAGCCUGAUAUUAUCUUGAAUAAAGAUAAAGGUUAUGAAGCUACUAAGCUUCAUUUUGAUAAUCUUGCAGAAAGAUAUGGAAAGCCUAUUGUUAUUUUGAACUUGAUUAAGUCAGAAGAAAAAAAACCUCGUGAAUCUAUUCUACGUUCAGAGUUUGCCAGUGCAGUUAAGUAUGUGGAUAAGAACCUAUCAGAAGAUAGUCAUUUAAAGUUCUUACAUUGGGACAUUCAUAAGCAUUAUCGAAGCAAAGCUAAAAAUGUGCUUACAAUGCUGGUAGAAGUGGCGGCAUGUACCUUAAAGCUAACUGACUUCUUUUACUGUGAAAUGGCACCUGCAUUAAGAUAUGAAAGUGACUUAAGAUGGCCCACUUCUGUGAUGGAUGAUGCUGGUGACCAAUCAUCGAAUAAUAUUUGCAGCAGUAGCAGCUGCAGCACCACUGACAAAGAUGAUGUUGAUAUGCAAGAAAAUGGAUCUCAAGAAAACAUGGAUUCUGAUAUAUCUGGAUCAGAAACAAAAACAAUUGCAGUUAGCAAUGGUGGACUUUGUUCAGUUAAAUCACUUAGGUGUCAGAAAGGUGUUCUACGAACAAAUUGCAUAGAUUGUUUAGAUCGCACAAAUAUUGCCCAGUAUGCCUAUGGUUUAGUUGCACUAGGGCAUCAACUUCAUGCAUUGAAAUUAUCUCCUUGCCCAAGCAUUCCUCUAGAUGCCACCUUGGCUGAUCAUUUCAUGACAUAUUAUGAGAAAAUGGGUGACACACUUUCUCUGCAGUAUGGUGGUUCUACUGCUCAUAAUAAGAUUUUUUCUGAAAGAAGAGGUCAAUGCAAAGCAACAAUCCGAUAUCAAGAGUUACUCAGAACAUUUCAAAGAUAUUAUAGUAAUGCCUUUACAGAUGUUGACAAACAGGCUGCAAUAGAUCUAUUUCUGGGACGAUUUCAACCUCAACUGGACAAACCAGCAAUCUGGGAGCAUUGUGGUGUUGGGAAGAGUGGUCAUGGUUUUACCAAUGAAAUUUCAAGGUACACUGCCGUGGUGCCUCAUGGGCAGCAUUUUGCAGAAAGUGCAGAUAGUUCUUUGUAUAAAGACUGGUACUCAAAUUUUCUGGAUUUUGAAUCAAUUUUAUCUUCUCGAAGUUUUCUUGAGGGAGAAAUGAAUGACAGAUCCACAUUGAAUUCUCCAAUUGAAAGCCUUUCUACUCAAAAUAUUGCUGAUGGCAGAAGUAAUGAGGCAUCCUCAGAUCUUGUAGAAAAUGGGUCACUUACAGAGGGAGACCAGGUAAUUGAAGAACAGCCUCAAGACACUGUCCGAACAGCUAACAAACGGAACAAAUUUCCUGACAGCUUCGCACAUUGGGUUCACCAUGGAGAGGCUUUAUACCGUUGAUUUCGACUAUUUUUAUCAUAUUCUUUGACGCUCCCAUCUGAUACUCGUCUUCAUUGACAAGGACUUAAAGAUGCCAGCUUAAGCGAGAACAGGAGAAUGUAAAAGUUGAUUUGAUUGAUGCAGUGCUGCUGUCCUGCUAGUUUGAAGGAAGUAUAUGAUUUUUAUAGAGGUUGGCCAGUUUAUGAUAGAUGAAAUCUCAUCAAUGUAAAUAUUAGGAUAGCUACUUGUGUCCUCAUGAGCUUGGACAAUUGUGGCCGCGAUUCUUUUUCUACUUCGAGUUUGGUCCUUUGUUUAUGUCUGUAAAUACUUGUAUAAACCGGAAAUAAAAAGGAACAGUCAUGUUGUUUUUCUUUUGACUA